AUGGGUUGUAGUCAUCAUAAGUGGUCUAUUUAUUUUAAAAUACUUGAUGAACUUGCAAAUAAAAGUAAUAAAGCUACUAUAUGUUUUGCCUGUUUAGAAGCUAUGGGUAGUAAAGCUAAAAAAAUAACCAACAAGGCAAAUUUAUGUUAUAAUCAUUUAAAAUCUUGUCCAUAUUUUGCACAAAAAUAUUCUUCCGAAGAAUUAGAAAAAAUUCUUCUAACUCUGAAUCUACCGUUAUCUGAUAAUAUUCAACAACAAUUUGAGCGAUAUUUAAUUCAUGGAACAGUAGCAAGCGGAUUACCAUUUAAAUGGAUACAGGAUGAAGAUAUUGUAGCUGCUUUUAAGCUU
This is a messenger RNA of Dentiscutata heterogama, 348 nucleotides long. NCBI's taxonomy places the organism in Eukaryota, Fungi, Glomeromycota, Glomeromycetes, Diversisporales, Gigasporaceae. The record is from the annotation of a GenBank genome assembly.